UGUGACGAUAUGUCUAGGGUAUCUGUUCUUUCUCUUGCUCCCGCGGUUUUUAAUAGGGACAGAAUGAUAUAUUCGAGUAGUCGAGUGAGGUUAUGGAACGUACCUGUAAACCUUUCAUUGCUGUUUCACCUACAGGUGAAGUACUGGACAAUAUUUCCGAAUUCGAGUUAGUUAGUAAAGUAUGAAGUCCCGGAGAUGUCAACUAAGUUUCAGUGUUUGAUGCCGAAUGAACAAGUGUCAUUUGAAGAGGUGACCGUAAUAUCGAUAAUAUUUCUCUCACGAGUUAAAGCAAAGGAUUGCAUUGUUGCUCUUUGAGGUUAGGCUUAGGUUGAGCAUUGGUAAGCUUCAUCUGAGCCGAGAAAAGUAUGGAGAAAACAGAGCCACGGUUACGUGGACCUGGUCUUACUGCAUUUAAAUGAAUAAGCGGUUAAAUUGGAAAGAUUCCCUUCAUGGUCACUAUGAAACCACCUAUGAGUGUACAUUUAAGGAAUUCUUAUUGUCCUUACUGACUUCGUUCUCUAAGCAUCUUCGUGGCAUGGUCCCAUCCCACUUGUUGCAGGAAUAUUAAUCAUGGCCGAUCGAGAUUAUGAAGUGGGUCCUGCCACGGAGAUGAUGGUAAAUGAUUUCGACGAUGAACGAACAUUGGAUGAGGAAGAGGCUUUGGAGGGCAGUGAAGAUUCUCACAAUGAAUUAUCCAACCUGCAAAAGGAAGGUGACAUGCCGCUCAAGGAGUUACUGGCCAUGUAUGGAUACGGCGAUCCGUCAACAGAGAAUUCCAACAGUUCUGAUAGAAUGGUACUCCCACCUAAUAAAGAUAUAGAAGGUGACGCUCACUUGUCCGACAAAGGUGAUGAUAUGGACGACGACGACGACGGUGAUACCGAUACGAUGAUACACGAGCCAGAUCUGAAACAGUUUUACACGGAAAUGGUGGAACGAGAAAAAUCUGAAAAUGCCAGUCGGGGGCUGAGAUCAAUUGACACCGACUCCUGUGGAAGCGGCAUUAGAAGAGGUAGUACCGGUGAAAAUGGCUGUGGCAGAAGUAGUGGUAGCGGAGACGGUUACGGUGGAGGUAGUGGCAGAGAUGGUAGUGCAACCGGGGAGGGCACUGGUGGAAACGAUGGUAACGGUAAUAGUGAUCGUGCAGGGGAGGACACAGGUGGUGGUGAUGACGGUAUCCUUCGUGGUGGUGGUAAUGGUGGUAAUAAUGGUGACGCUAAUGGUGGAAGCGGUGGCAGCGGUGGCUCCUCGAGAUUGUUACGAAGCGUAUCGCGCCCUCAAAGCGAGGAAGAAGAGGAUGACUGCGAUUAUAGUCCCGAUGAAGAAGAGUGGAAAAAGACCAUUAUGGUCGGUAGUGACUACCAAGCGGCGAUCCCAGAAGGUCUUUGUCGCUACGAUGACGCAUUGCCCUAUGAAAACGAGGAUAAAAUGCUCUGGGAUCCCAGUCACAUACCCGAGGAGGAAACAGAGGAAUUUCUGGAAAGGGCACAACUUCCCGCAGUGAAAGGAAGUUCUCUACCCUCAGGGUCUCACAUCAGGGAUGACGAACAAGCAUUGUACCUUUUACUCCAGUGCGGUUACAAUCUAGAGGAAGCUUUAAGGAGAAGGAGAAUGAACGUUAUUCCUCCAACAGAUGCGGUUAGUCUUUGGUCGGAAGAAGAGUGCCAUAAUUUUGAAACGGGUUUGCGAAGUUACGGGAAGGACUUCCAUCUUAUCCAAAAGAACAAGGUGCGAACAAGAUCGGUUGGCGAGCUCGUACAGUUUUACUACUUGUGGAAGAAAACCGAGAGGCACGACAUCUUCACGUUCAAAGCACGUCUGGAGAAAAAGAAGUACGCUCUUCAUCCUGGUAUCACCAGGGACUACAUGGACCGAUUCCUGGAGGAGCAGGAGGGCGUUCGGGAUCGCAGCAGUUCGCCGAGCAUCCACUGUCUCCUCUACGGGGACGCGAAACGCCAGAGGACGGGGCCUAGUAUCGCGAAUAGCGAGGAGACCAAGUUGCUCGACUCCUGGGAGGGUGGACCCGGUGGCGGUGGCGGCGCAGCCGGAGCCGUCGACCCUCUGGCCGACCUGAACGGUGCCUCUCAACCCGCAAGCGCUAACUCCGUCCCGCCAACCGGGCCGACCCAUCACCACCUGAAUUAUCCACCUCAGAUAACGCGCGAGAGUCCAGCGGAGGACGGCGCGCUUUGGACGAGUACUCACGGCCAUCCCAACAACAACCACCACCAUCACCACCAUCUACACCACCACCACCAUCACCACCACCACAACCACGCGGUGGGGGCGACGCCGGCCCCCGGUGCACCGAUCGACGAUUCGCCCUCACCUGAGAACAUUCUCCCUCACCUGCCCCCUUAGCGGCGAACCGGCGCGAAUGGACGCUCAUUGAGAAACGCCCGGUUCUCGAGGCGCGGCUCGUGCGACGUCGUCGCUCUACCCUCUUAACCCGCGGACACGCAUUGUUCGCUAGUACACUACGGAUUAUAUUUUUCUACCACAUCGAGCAUAAUUGUUGUCUGUCGAUUCUGCGGAUGCGAGAGGGCGCCAGGUGACUCGCCACCUCGUGGUCGCGAAGUAGAGUCGAGAUGACGAGGAUGAUGCGUGGGUAAUUCACCAAGGGCAACUUGAACAUGCGUUCCACACUUAAGGUGAUGUGAAAGUGGCAUCCGAAAUAUCAAUCGGUCAUGAAACAGUUCUACGAACUGGGUGUACCGAAUAGUUUCAAACUUUACAACGUGAAAGUGGAACCUACAAGGAAGGUCCUGAUACCCAUGAAUUUCAAUUUUUUUUUAAUUUGUUUAUAAAUAUUUUCAAGAUUUUCUAUAAAAAGUGAAAUUCCAUAAGUGUCAGGAUCUUCCUUAGGGUAUCUAUCUUAGGGGAUCUUCAUAUGGUAAAAUUUGAAAUGAAUUGGUACAUCCAAUUCGGAGAAAAGUUUUAUGAACGGUUGAUCCCUCGGAUACCAUUUUCACAUCCUCUUAAUGGACGUAUGGAUUCCAUGAAUGAAAAUCCAGGCAAGCAUGAAAGCCUAAGUAUCGAUUAAGUCGGUACAGUGGGUACAUGAAAAAGUGCAUUAAAUGAAUUGAGAGGUUACUCGGUCCUUUUUCUCCCUAAAUUAUUCUUUUCUUGAACACUUGUAAGACGCAUGGAUUUUAUCUUGCGACUAUUAUUGUCACUACCAGUGACCACCAUGAUCAUCGUCAUCCUCGUACUUCUUUUGAAUAGAGAUUUACUUAUACGGAACUAUUUUUUUAGAAAAGGAUCGUGUACUGCUCUUCGACAACCGCGAUGGUUUGGAUAAGGGAGUAACGUUGUUACAGUAAAAAAAAAAAAAACAGUAUAUUCGCUGAAGAUCUGGGCUUAUCGAAGGACCUUGAGUUUGUCUGUUCGAAUUGACUUUUAGUAGCUAGCACUUUGUCAUCAAACAGUGUCGGCCGAAAUUUGCGACAGAGAAAAUGAAUGUCCCUUUAUGUAAAUUCGCUCGGAUUUGCUCUUUGUUCGAAGUUGUAUCGCAGGAGAUACUUGAGGGGACUUCUAAUUUUAGGGUUCCCCCAGUACGCCGUGUUACUGUGAAUUUAAUUCUUGCCGUACGACUUCGAAUCGCGAGUGCGAGUACACUUAUUCAGCAUUGUAUAUAAGUACCGAGUGAAAGUCAAUCGAAUGCGUUGUGGUAUAUCGGCUUAUCGAUUAUCACUCCUGUUUCACGUGUUUUCUCAGAUAAUACAGGUGACGAGUAAAAUAAUUGUAGAACCAA
Orussus abietinus is the source of this 3754-nucleotide messenger RNA. Its product is annotated as mesoderm induction early response protein 1. The coding region runs from base 571 to 2361 and encodes 596 amino acids. The record is from RefSeq and is a predicted model, not a curated record. The transcript is spliced from 5 exons. Gene Ontology annotation, cellular component: nucleoplasm. Gene Ontology annotation, molecular function: transcription corepressor activity; histone deacetylase binding. Lineage: Eukaryota; Metazoa; Arthropoda; Insecta; Hymenoptera; Orussidae. Gene Ontology annotation, biological process: negative regulation of transcription by RNA polymerase II.